Molecule: messenger RNA, 1348 nt
Organism: Wallemia mellicola CBS 633.66
Lineage: Eukaryota; Fungi; Basidiomycota; Wallemiomycetes; Wallemiales; Wallemiaceae
Exons: 2
Coding region: 70-1260 (396 amino acids)
Biological process (GO): ubiquitin-dependent protein catabolic process; protein ubiquitination; negative regulation of septation initiation signaling
Cellular component (GO): mitotic spindle pole body; ubiquitin ligase complex; cell division site
Molecular function (GO): protein binding; ubiquitin protein ligase activity
Source: RefSeq, a predicted model, not a curated record
UUGACGUAAACCUCCAUCAGCUGAGGAAUAAAUAGUUGAAUAGUGACUUGGUUUGGAUACACAGUUAAUAUGACUUCUACAGCGGGCUUAGACCUGCCAGUUUCAAGGACGCGAUCACACGACGCAGUUUAUCAAUCUACUGGAUCACAAGAUGACCGCACUUCAGGUUCGAAUAUCGCGACCACAUCUUCUAAUAGGACAUUCAUGAGCAACAUAUUCAGCACUUUUAGGAAUAGAUCUUCCAGUCAUAGCGCUGGAUUAGACGAAGGUAGCAGGAUAAGGGGUACGAUAAGACGGCAACUUUCAAAACGUAAAUCACCGCCAGCUACUGCAGGUUCUAGUGAUGAUGGUGAUCUUGACGCUGAUUUAGAUGAUUCUGGUGAUCCUCCUGCGGACAAAGACGGUCCGUCAUACAAAAUCAGGCUUCUACCACAUCUAGAGAAUAGUCGCUCACCAAACUUUGCGAUAACUACUCGUCAGAUGAAGCCAAACGCACGCCUUAAAGUCGGUCGCUUCAGUGAGAAAGCUGCCGAAGAGGAUGCUGAUAAGAAGGGACUAAUGGGUGGAGGUGGCCGUACCGACAGUCUUAGGCUUGCAUUCAAGAGCAAAGUAGUAUCACGGUCUCAUGCUGAGAUAAGUGUCAACACGGAAGCAAAGUUCUUUUUGAGAGAUACAGGAAGCUCGAGUGGAACGUUUCUUAAUCACAGACGGUUGUCUGGUUCAACGCAGGCUUCGAAACCAUACGAAAUUCGCGAUGGCGACAUCAUUCAGCUUGGUGUUGACUACCAAGGCGGGACAGACCCACUCUAUCGUUGCGUUAAAAUUCGCGUCGAACUAGGGGAUAAGAUGAAGUCACCUGUUGCUUUCCAUGCUAGGGCCCUUGAGCAAGUUAAGGAACUUUCAUCUAAGGAACCAAACGUGGGCAGUUACCAAAGUGAUAACAAUAACGACAAUGAUAGCCUCGAUUGCGCUAUAUGCCUCUUCCCUGUUGGUAUAUGCCAGGCGCUCUUUAUUGCACCCUGCUCUCACACUUUUCAUUACAAAUGUUUGAGGACAAUCUUAAACACUCAUUACCCUUGUUUUAGUUGCCCGGUUUGUAGAACUUUCGCAGAUUUGGAGGAAGACAACCAUGAUGAAAUUCCUUCUGAUGAGUUUGGAAAGACACCAGCAAAUAAUCUGGCAGUACCUUGUUUAAAUGGCGUUAGACAUGAGAAUUCUCAUCGUGCGGAGGAUCUCACACUUGGUCUUGUUAGUUUUUAAAGUUAGCAUUGUUUUAGUUAUAGUUAGCAAAGCGAUUUUUUCAUAUUUUUUAUUUGUUACUUCAAGAUAACUAACUAUACCCGUCUUC